Molecule: messenger RNA, 744 nt
Organism: Penicillium expansum
Lineage: Eukaryota; Fungi; Ascomycota; Eurotiomycetes; Eurotiales; Aspergillaceae
Product: HCNGP domain-containing protein
Exons: 2
Coding region: 1-744 (247 amino acids)
Biological process (GO): regulation of DNA-templated transcription
Cellular component (GO): nucleus
Source: RefSeq, a predicted model, not a curated record
AUGCUCGGUCUCGGUGACUAUGAGAGCAGCAGUGAUGAGGAGGUAGAGCACAAGGGUCCUUCAUCCAAUUCCCAGCACCAGAAGGAUAUUCCACCUACAGCCUCACAAGCUGGCCAAAUCGAAGGUAACAUGCCUCUGAAUUCCCCGCGGGCCAGUAAGCUCCAAGAGUUUGCGCUGACAAUUUAUCCAGAUAAUAAACAAUCGCACCAACAACAGACAGACACAGGAUUCCACGUUGCCACUGAUUCAGUCCCAGAAGGACCUGUCCUUGGCCCCGCUUCUAUCGACAUGGCGCCGCUCUCGGAGGACAAGCAUUCGACAAGCGGACGCUCAUCUCCCUUUUCGGCUUCACGAGGACUCGUUCAAGACCUUACUCUCCCUCCAGUUCCCAAUUUAGACAUCCCGCCAUCACCUCCUGGGUCUCCCAACCCAGCCGCGAGCGCGAAAUUCGAGCAUUUCCUCUCGCUCAAAAAGCAAGGCGUACACUUCAACUCCAAAUUGGCCAGCUCGUCAUCGCUCAAGAACCCAAGCUUGCUGAAGAAGAUGAUGGAACAUGCUGGGAUCAAUGAACAAUCGCAAUAUGACACCUCGCUGCUAGCCGACUUAUGGAAUCCCUCCAGUCUACCUAAAUGGGGUUUCAAAGAAGAGCUCUUACGAACCCAACAAGAUUUCCGCAAACAAUCGGAGGAGAAAAAGGCAUCAGGCCAGCGAAGCUCAGUUGAUUUUGUCUCUGGGUCUGCCUGA